Molecule: messenger RNA, 2388 nt
Organism: Sordaria macrospora k-hell
Lineage: Eukaryota; Fungi; Ascomycota; Sordariomycetes; Sordariales; Sordariaceae
Biological process (GO): transmembrane transport
Cellular component (GO): plasma membrane
Molecular function (GO): oligopeptide transmembrane transporter activity
Source: RefSeq, a predicted model, not a curated record
AUGGAUGGCAACGUGGAAAGCAAGCCCGCGCGAGCCGGUGACGAAUGCGAACCGAACGAGAAGCACGACAUCCUAUAUGCGGGACCGACCACCACAUUUAACGAUGGCGCUGACACCAAGGGUGCUGCCACAGCGAAAGAUGGCAGCAUUGAUGCCGAAGUUGGAGAGAUCACCGUCGAAUCCGAUACCACACUCGACACUCCUUUACAGCUGGUCACCAAAACCCUCGACACGUCCGAUAACCCGAUCGAGAGAAUCUACACGUUCCGGGCCUUCUUUCUAGGGCUAGGCUUGUCGGCCUUCGGUGCUGUUCUCGCUGAGAUCUUCUACUUCAAGCCACAAACCGUCCUCGUGAGCAUCGUGUUUCUGAUCAUGCUCGCCUACUGUCUGGGGGAGGCUGUUGUCUUGAUCCCUCGCUGGGGCCCCGUUGGCCGUUUCCUCAACCCGGGACCAUUCACACAGAAGGAGCAUGUCUUCAUUGUCAUCAUGGCCAGCUCCGCCGCCACCUGUGCCCUCGGAACCGAACAGCUUGCCGCCCAGUCUCUAUACUACGGUCAUCAGCCCAACGCAGCGUCGGCCAUCUUCAUGCUGUUCUCUUCGCAAUGCAUUGGGUAUGGCCUUCUCGGUGGCAUACGCAAAGCCUUCAUCUACCCAACCAAGUUCGUCUGGCCAACACAACUUCCCAAUGCCGCGCUGUUCCAGUCAAUGCACUUGAACAAGGAACUCGCUAAGAAACGGCUCAAGAUCUUCUGGUACAUCUGCUUGACUGUGAUGGUCUGGGAGAUUGUGCCCCAAUGGAUGUUUCCUCUCACCACCGGAAUUUCCAUCUUUUGCCUUGCUAACCAGAACUCGGCCGUCUUUUCCCACCUGUUCGGAGGAUCCAAUGGAAACGAGGGCAUGGGCUUUCUCAGUUGGUGCAUGGAUUGGCAGUACAUCGGAGAAAAGGAGUUAAUUCUCCCUUUGAGUACAUUGGUCAACCAGCUCAUCGGCUACAUCGGUUGUAUUGCUUUGACCGUGGGGGCUUACUACUACGACCUGUGGGAUGCGAAGAAGUUCCCAUUCAUGGCACAGACGCUGUUCACUUCCAAUGGGACCGUCUACGAUCAAACACAGAUCUUGGGCCCAAACAACGAGGUAGAUCCAGCGGCUUUGGACGCCUAUGGGCUUCCCAGAUUUGCUACCAGUCAAGCUUUGUGUUUGUUGGUGUUCAACAUGGGAAUUACGGCAGCAGUGGUACAUGUCCUUCUCUGGAACUGGUAUGACAUCAAGUUUAUCUUCAACCCUUUCCGACUUUCAGCUUUGAAGCAAAACAUCAAGAAACUCCGGACAUUGCCCCGUCGGUUUAACUCCAUGUCAUCCUUCCGGAAGAGCUUCACCUCUGACUCAGACACCCCUCGCAAAGGAUAUCCCGGCACCGAGGGAGACCCCCAUUACGCCGCCAUGAGUGCGUACAAGGAGGUGCCAUCCUUCUGGUACUUCAGCAUCCUCGCCAUCUCAAUCCUGAUUGGUCUCGUUUGCUGUUACCAGCAAGAAACCGGUCUUCCUUGGUGGGCUUUCCUGGUUGCUGUCCUUCUAGCCUGGAUCUUUACUAUCAUCUUUGCGUGCAUGUACGGCAUUGUUGGAUUCUACUACCAACCUACCAGCGCCGUCCAAAUGAUCGGUGCUUACAUGGUUCCCCGCAGGCCGGUAGCAAACAUGAUGUUCACCCUCUAUGGGUCCAAUGGCCUGGUGCAAGCUAUCACGAUGUUGGGUGAUCUCAAGCUGGCACAAUAUGCAAAGCUCCCACCCAGGGCAACCUUCCUUGCGCAGGUUGUAGGGACUUGUGCUGGCUCCGUGUUCAACUGGGUCAUGAUGAACAGUAUUGUGGAUAAUCAGCGUGAGAUCCUGCUGUCUGUUGAAGGCACCAACAUUUGGUCUGGUCAGAAUGUACAAACGUACAAUUCGCAGGCAGUGGCUUGGGGAGGUGCGGCCAAUGAGAUCUUUGGACGACAUGGAACGUACUGGAUGGUGCCGAUGGGCCUGUCCUUUGGGAUCUUCGUCCCAAUUCCAUUUUGGAUCGCCCACAAGUACUUCCCCCAACUCAAGCUCAACUACUUUAACACCUUCAUCAUCUGCACUUGGCUCGGUUGGCUGUCCGUCGGCAUCAACUCCUCGCUUUUGGCAUACUUCGUGUUCGGCUUCUUUGCCCAGGGUUAUCUCCGUCGUUACAAGCCUGUACUGUUUGCCAAGUGGAACCUCAUUGUUGCGGCGGCCAUAGCCGGUGGUUGUUCCUUGAUAAUCUUCAUCCUCACCUUUGCCGUGGCGGGCGGCAGUGGGAAAGCCAGAGACUUCCCGGUGAGUAGCCCUAAAUCGUGUUACGUCCUCUCCUCGUCCUUCAGCGUUUACUGA